UGGCGUCCUCCUGCAUGACGCGCCUGUCCCGCUCUCGCACCACCUCACUUUCUUCCUCCUACUCCAUGGACGGCUCCCGCUCUCGCUCCCGCACCCUGUCCCAGGGCUCGCAGGGUGGCCAGAUGCCGCCCAGCCCCUCCCAAACCAUGGAGGUGUCCUGUUGAAGAAAACCAAAAACCACCGAGAGAGAAUGCGCGAGAGUGGAGGGCGAAAA
Molecule: messenger RNA, 214 nt
Organism: Nematolebias whitei (Rio pearlfish)
Lineage: Eukaryota; Metazoa; Chordata; Actinopteri; Cyprinodontiformes; Rivulidae
Product: protein NDRG2
Biological process (GO): signal transduction
Cellular component (GO): cytoplasm
Source: RefSeq, a predicted model, not a curated record